GCUAACAUCAGGCGAUCUGCGUUUUUGGAGGUUCUUCAUCCAAUCAGAGAGUCGGAAAAUUUUUUUUCGUACAAGGCAACUGGAUCUCGCUCUAUUGUUACACCAGUCCUGCAAGAGCAAGAGCUC
Molecule: messenger RNA, 126 nt
Organism: Acaulospora colombiana
Lineage: Eukaryota; Fungi; Glomeromycota; Glomeromycetes; Diversisporales; Acaulosporaceae
Source: the annotation of a GenBank genome assembly